Cebus imitator (Panamanian white-faced capuchin) is the source of this 4660-nucleotide messenger RNA. RefSeq names its product serine protease 12 (gene PRSS12). Bases 354 to 3035 code for a protein of 893 amino acids. Gene Ontology annotation, biological process: proteolysis. NCBI's taxonomy places the organism in Eukaryota, Metazoa, Chordata, Mammalia, Primates, Cebidae. The record is from RefSeq and is a predicted model, not a curated record. The transcript is spliced from 14 exons. Gene Ontology annotation, molecular function: serine-type endopeptidase activity. Gene Ontology annotation, cellular component: membrane.
GCCCCCAGGGGGCAGAGUUCCCGGACUCGUGCCUGUGCCGCUACCUGGGGCUGAGGCCCCACCACUUCCCGCAGCGGUCCGCACCUUCCCUUUCUCCGUCCUCUCAGCCGGCUGGGGCUCCGCUGAGCUCCAGAUUUCCCCGCCCGCGGCCGCCGCCUGGGGACAGGAGCCGAGGCGCGGCAGGACACCCGCGGUGGGGGGCGAGGUGGGGAGGUGAAGGCGGUCCGCACGCGGGGGCGGGAGGAGGCUGGGGGAUUCGGGGGACGCGGCAGCCCCGCCCCCGCCCCCUCCUCUCCUCCGCUCCUAGCCCGAGAAGCUGGCGAGCAUGGACCAGACCCCGCGGCGCUGGCACCAUGACGCUCGCCCGCUUCGCGCUGGCCCUGGUGUUCGGGGCGCUCCCCGAAGUGGUCGGUUUUGAGUCUGUCCUCAAUGAUUCCCUCCACUACCGCCACCGCCAUUCGCCCCCUCCGGGUCCGCUGUACCCUCGUUACCUUCCCACGGAGCAGCGGCCCCGGAGGACGCGCCCGCCGCCGCCUCUCCCGCGCUUCCCGCGCCCCCCGCGGGCGCUCCUUGCCCUGCGCCCGCACGCCCUCCAGGCGGGGCACACGCCGGGGCCGCACCCCCGGGGCUGCCCCGCCGGCGAGCCGUGGGUCAGCGUGACGGACUUCGGCGCCCUGUGUCUGCGGUGGGCGGAGGUGCCACCCUCCCUGGAGCGGUCGUCCCCGGCGGGCUGGGCUCAGCUGCGAGGGCAGCGCCACAACUUUUGUCGGAGCCCCGACGGCGCGGGCAGACCCUGGUGCUUCUACGGAGACGCCCGCGGCAAGGUGGACUGGGGCUACUGCGACUGCAGACACGGAUCAGUACGACUUCGUGGAGGCAAAAAUGAGUUUGAAGGCACAGUGGAAGUGUAUGCAAAUGGAGUCUGGGGCACUGUCUGUAGCAGCCACUGGGAUGAUUCUGAUGCAUCAGUCAUUUGUCACCAGCUGCAGCUGGGAGGAAAAGGAAUAGCUAAACAAACCCCGUUUUCUGGACUGGGCCUUAUUCCCAUUUACUGGAGCAAUGUCCGUUGCCGAGGAGAUGAAGAAAAUAUACUGCUUUGUGAAAAAGACAUCUGGCAGGGUGGGGUGUGUCCUCAGAAGAUGGCAGCUGCUGUCAUGUGUAGCUUUUCCCAUGGCCCAGCAUUCCCCAUCAUUCGCCUUGCUGGGGGCAGCAGUGUGCAUGAAGGCCGGGUGGAGCUCUACCAUGCUGGCCAGUGGGGAACCGUCUGUGAUGACCAAUGGGAUGAUGCCGAUGCGGAAGUGAUCUGCAGGCAGCUGGGCCUCAGUGGCAUUGCCAAAGCAUGGCAUCAGGCAUAUUUUGGGGAAGGAUCUGGCCCAGUUAUGUUGGAUGAAGUACGUUGUACUGGGAAUGAGCUUUCAAUUGAGCAAUGUCCGAAGAGUUCCUGGGGAGAGCACAACUGUGGCCAUAAAGAAGAUGCUGGAGUGUCCUGUACCCCUCUAACAGGGAGAAGAAGGAAAUGGACAAGGCAAGAGAGGUUGAGUCAUCAGAAACCAUUUGAUGGGGUCAUCAGACUUGCAGGUGGGAAAGGCAGCCAUGAGGGUCUCUUGGAGGUGUAUUACAGCGGCCAGUGGGGGACUGUCUGUGAUGAUGGCUGGACUGAGCUGAAUACAUACGUGGUUUGUCGACAGUUGGGAUUUAAAUAUGGUAAACAAACGUCUGCCAACCAUUUUGAAGAAAGCACAGGGCCCAUAUGGUUGGAUGAUGUGAGCUGCUCAGGAAAGGAAACCAGAUUUCUUCAGUGUUCCAGGCGACAGUGGGGAAGGCAUGACUGUAGCCACCAGGAGGAUGUUGGCAUUGCCUGCUACCCUGGCAGCGAGGGACACAGGCUUUCUCUGGGUUUUCCUGUCAGACUGAUGGAUGGAGAAAAUAAGAAAGAAGGACGAGUAGAGGUUUUUAUCAAUGGCCAGUGGGGAACAAUCUGUGAUGAUGGAUGGACUGAUAAGGAUGCAGCUGUGAUCUGUCGUCAGCUUGGUUAUAAGGGUCCUGCCAGAGCUAGAACUAUGGCUUAUUUUGGAGAAGGAAAAGGACCCAUCCAUGUGGAUAAUGUGAAAUGCACAGGAAAUGAGAGGUCCUUGGCUGACUGUAUCAAGCAAGACAUUGGAAGACACAACUGCCGCCACAGUGAAGAUGCGGGAGUUAUUUGUGAUUAUUUUGGCAAGAAGCCCUCAGGUAACAGUAAUAAAGAGUCCCUCUCAUCUGUUUGUGGCUUGAGAUUACUGCACCGUCGGCAGAAGCGGAUCAUUGGUGGGAAAAAUUCUUUAAGGGGUGGUUGGCCUUGGCAGGUUUCCCUCCGGCUGAAGUCACCCCAUAGAGAUGGCAGGCUCCUCUGCGGGGCUACGCUCCUGAGUAGCUGCUGGGUCCUUACAGCAGCGCACUGUUUCAAGAGGUAUGGCAACAGCACUAGGAACUAUGCUGUUCGGGUUGGGGAUUAUCAUACUCUGGUACCAGAGGAGUUUGAGGAAGAAAUUGGAGUUCAAGAGAUUGUGAUUCAUCGGGAAUAUCGACCUGACAGCAGUGAUUAUGACAUAGCCCUGGUUAGAUUACAAGGACCAGAAGAGCAAUGUGCCAGAUUCAACAGCCACGUUUUGCCAGCCUGUUUACCACUCUGGAGAGAGAGGCCACAGAAGACAGCAUCCAAUUGUUACAUAACAGGAUGGGGAGACACAGGACAAGCCUAUUCAAGAACACUACAACAAGCAGCCAUACACUUACUUCCUAAGAGGUUUUGUGAAGAACGUUAUAAGGGUCGGUUUACAGGGAGAAUGCUCUGUGCUGGAAACCUCCAUGAACACAAACACGUGGACAGCUGCCAGGGAGACAGUGGAGGACCGCUCAUGUGUGAACGGCCUGGAGAGAGCUGGGUGGUGUAUGGAGUGACCUCCUGGGGGUAUGGCUGUGGAGUCAAGGAUUCUCCUGGUGUUUAUACCAAAGUCUCAGCCUUUGUACCUUGGAUAAAAAGUGUCACCAAACUGUAAUUCAUGGAAACCUCAAAGAAGCAUUUAAACAGAUGGAAAACUUUGAACCCCCGCCAUUAGCACUCAGCAGAGAUGACAACAAAUGGGGACUGAGAUCUGUGUUUUUGCUUUGUUUUGUGCUUAAAAAAUUGUGUACCUCUUGCUGCUUGUGAGAAUUUGUAUUGUGAAUAUUUUCAGAGACUCAUUGUAGUCGAAUAGUGAUAACCCUUAAAUGAGCAUCGUUGUCUACCCAAAUUUCACUGGAGUGACUUAUUCUAAGUCUCAUCUAUCCGUGCCUGUUUUCUCAAAAUCAUUCUGUGCUCAUUUCACAAAAGGUCAUUUUUAUAUUUUGGAAACCAGUAUCCUUAAGUACCAAGCGCUACAAAAACCAUAAAAUAUUUUCUGCCUACAGUGUAUAAACUACUAGCAAAAUUUGAAAGGAUUUCUGGUUAACGAAGUGCCAGCUGGACAUACAGCCUAGUUUAUCCAACACAUUAACGUAUCUACUAUAUUCAUUUUUAUCAAGCACUUCAGAUUUAACUCAGAAUUGGUCUAAGAGUGCCACCUACUGACACUUACUUGUAAGUCACUUGCAGACCAACCUGAUACAAUCCAGUCUUAAAAUACACUAGUCAAAAUGCUUUCCUGGCGUUUACACUGGAAUAGUAGCUUUAAAUUGUUUUAAUGCACAAGCAAUUGUAUGCCAGGCACUACAUUAGAUGGCUAUGCACAUCACUGACAAUUUGCAAAAGGCCAGUAGGAUCUUAUAGCAGCAGCCCUAGUUUUCAAAUAGGGGAAAACAGACUUACCUCAAAGUGAGACCAGUUGGUAAAACAUUGAUUCAUAACUCCAGAAAAAGGAGUCCCAAUGCUGGAUUUUUUUCCCCAUGGUUCUCCCACCUAAGGAUUGUUUCCCUAUGGCUAUUUCCCUAAGGGUUAAGGGAUGGCUGCUUAACCCUUAGAGAAUUAAACUAUGCACUUUUAUAGGACAUUCUCGGCAGUAAUGCUCAUAUUUAAAAGGCACACUCAAGAUACUUCAAUGUCAUGGAUACUUCCCCAGGUCCCUCGUAUAAAUAUAUAGGUUAGCAUGAACUUUCAGAUGGUUUUAAGUAAUCCUCUUGAAUGCCAGUCACAUAAGGACUUUGCCUUUCUACAUCAAAUUACAUCCUUUUCACAAAUCCCCAUUUCUGUAAUAAGUGGUGCAAACCAAAAGGUGCUUUAUAGUUUUACUACUUUGCAGACCUGCAACGCUGCAUAUAAUGCAGAGCAUUAAAAACUUUUGUAAAAACUUAAGGACUCUGAUAAACUUUUAAAGCAGCAUUUACAUGUAAAUAGAGCUACACAUGGCACACACUUGCACAAGGGCUUGGGAAGAAUGUGCAAUAUAGGUGAGAAAUCUAUUGAAAUUUUCUCACAGGCUGCCCUUGUAAUUAAACUACAGGUGCUGGUGCAAGCAACAUCUAUGUUUCAAGUCAAUCAGGGAAUAAACCUAAAAGGCAGUAAACAGCCUGCAGUUUACUCAACCCUGAAUACAUGGUUCAUAUAGCAUGCUUUUAUUAUAACCAACUGUCUUAAGUGUGACUUUUGAAAGAUACAAGUGUUCUGUGCAUCUUUGUGUAAAUAAAGUACAUAAUUUUUCACCUUGUA